Molecule: messenger RNA, 1964 nt
Organism: Clunio marinus
Lineage: Eukaryota; Metazoa; Arthropoda; Insecta; Diptera; Chironomidae
Source: the annotation of a GenBank genome assembly
AACCAGAUGGCGCUGUAGAACACAAGUAGAUAAUAUUUGAUCUACCACGUGAAUUCUCAUAAAAGUUUUAUUUUUUACUCGUAAAUUUUGUUCCAUCCCUUUAUAAAGCUUCAAAAUUAAUUUAGUUAGUAAAUUACUAUAUUCUAAACAUGGGCUCACAAGAUAAAAAACAUAAACGAUCUUGUCAACGUUUGGAAAGGAAGAAAAAUAAAUUAGCAGCUCUUGCUAACAUAAUGGAAGUAAAUGAAAGGGAUAGAGAGAUAAAAAAGGCACACAAGAGGAAAUAUAGGCCAGAAAACGAAGAAACGCUGUCCAUUCCAAGCACGUCUACUGAGAGCAAUUUAAUAAGUUACAAUGAAAUGGAUACAGAAAUUCUCAAUACAAAUCAAACUCAGAAGGCAUUAAAGAAAUUUUUUAAUUCUGAAAAUGAAGGAACAAAAGUAACUACAGAUAUGCCGGAUACAAAGAAAGUCAAAAUUGGACUGAAUGACGAUUACAAUUCUUUAAAGAAAAAAGUUGAUGCAAUGACAAAGCAGUCGAAGAGUGUCCCUAAAUUUCGUCUAAAGUUUUUCGGUGACAAAGCAUCAUUGCUGACAAAAGAGGAAAAUCGACAACCGUUAAUCAUCAUUGAAGAAUUAUCUUUCGUUCCAUUGACUCAAUCACAUAAAGAAAAACUUGUUCGUGAUUAUGGAUCCCUGGAAGCUGCAAUAAAUCUCAAUAAAGAUCAUCAUUUAAUUUAUCGAAGUGUUUUCCCUAUCGACGGUGACAUCACAAGUAACAUCCUCGAGAUGCCGGAAGGUGAAACGUUUCCACGAACAAGACUUUUGCUUUCGCCUCUUCAAAUGAUGGUUGAAGGAUAUCCAAUGCCUUUAAAAGGUGAGUUUCUUGAACGAUACAGAGACUACCGGAAGACCAAAGAAUCUUAUAAGCCAGUGACAAGUCAAAGUGCAAUGUUUGGUUUGGAUUGCGAAAUGUGUCGUACAGAUAGAGGACAAAAUGAGCUCACACGUGUAUCAAUAGUAAAUGAGAACUAUAAAAGUAUUUAUGAAACGCUCGUUCGUCCUGAAAAUAAAAUUGUUGACUAUCUGACACAAUGGUCUGGAAUUACGAAGGAAAUGAUGAAAGCUGCAACCAAAACGCUUUCCGAAGUUCAAGAAGAAGUUUGUGAUUUACUUCCACCAGAUGCGAUUCUUGUUGGACAAUCAUUAAACUGUGAUCUUAAUGCAAUGAGACUGAUGCAUCCUUAUGUUAUUGACACAAGUGUCAUUUUCAACGUAACAGGCGAUCGAAAUCGUAAAACAAAACUUAAGGAAUUGGCGAAAUGUUUUCUUGGUGAAAAAAUUCAGACUGGCUUUGAAGGUCACGAUUCAAUAGAAGACUCAAAGACUAGCUUAAGGCUCACAAAAUUAAAGCUUUCCAAAGACAUUUAUUUUGGUGAUGUUGCUUUAAUAUCAUCCAAGAGUUUUCCAAAAGAUGAUGGGAAAAUCAUAUCAACAGGCAUUGUGAAUGAAACAAACGUAAAUACACCGCAAGUUGCAACAAACAUGAUAAGUCAGGCAAUGAGAAGACGAAAAAAAUCUGCCAUCAUUACUACGUAUAAGAGUGAUUUGAAUUUGGAGAAAUUUUAUAGCAAAAAUCAAUUUGAUGUUUUACAAAAUGAAACUGAUGGUCAAGAUUUCCAUGGAAUCAAUCACAUCAAAGAAACUUCAGCAAAAAAGGUAGUUCGACGAACUCAAGAGUUGUUAAUGGAUUAUGACUUUAGUUUGAGUCAUUUCAAUGUUGAUGAUUUUCACACGGAUUUAUCCAGUGACGGAUCAGACAGCAUGGAAAAAUUAAUUCCACAAAUUGACACGAUGAUUGAAAAUCUCUGGAAUAAUGUUUCCUGCAAUGGAUUGAUGGUGGUCAUAUUGGGAGGACAUGAGAAGAAUCCAAAUGGAGUAACUAUGGUUCGCGUAAAACCCUAA